AUGCCACUUUUAGACAACAAAGUUGCCCUGAUCACUGGAGCUUCCCGUGGAUUAGGUGCUGAGAUUGCUAGGAUCUAUGCACGAGAAGGUGCUACCGUUUGGGUCAACUACUUUCAAUCCGAAGAGAAGGCCAAUGCAGUCGUGGAAGAAAUCAAACAAGCAGGCGGCAAAGCCAUGGCAGUUCAAGCAGACGUCACUGACGAAGAACAAGUCAAUUCCAUGAUGACGACUAUUAUUGAAAAGAGUAGUCGUUUGGAUAUCAUUGUGAACAAUGCCUUGCCCACAUACAAAUUCGAUGCGACUGCGCCCUACACUUCCAUUGAAACUAUCUCUUGGGAAAAUAUGGACCAACAGAUUACCGGGGCCAUCAAGGGUGCUAUCAAUACUACGAAGGCAGCCUUGUCUACUUUCAAGACCCAAUCGUAUGGCAAGAUUAUCAAUGUAUCGACGAACUUGAUCUACAAUCCUGUGGUAACAUACUAUGAUUACACCACUGCCAAGGCUGGGCUUUUGGGUUUGACGCGAAACCUUGCCACGGAAUUAGGACAGUAUGGAGUGCGUGUCAACAUAUUGGCUGGUGGUCUACUAGAAACUACGGAUGCCUCUAGUGCAACAAGUCCUGAAAUCUUUCAGGCAAUUGCCACCACCACACCCUUGCGCAAGACGACCACAACACAAGACUUUGCCAAGGCAUCUGUCUUUUUCGCUUCUGAAAUGAGUGAUGCCAUUACUGGACAAAGUAUUUCGAUUGAUGGGGGUUUGACCAUGCCAUAG
Messenger RNA from Cylindrotheca closterium, 774 nucleotides. NCBI's taxonomy places the organism in Eukaryota, Bacillariophyta, Bacillariophyceae, Bacillariales, Bacillariaceae. The record is from the annotation of a GenBank genome assembly.